UCUAAUGGAUGAUGUCCAUGGGAAGAAGGAAGAGGUGGAGGCGGAGCAUCCACGCGCCCUCCGCCUCCCAUUUCUUUUUUCUAUUCUUAGCGCCAAUUUUCCACCUCAUUUUCGUUUUUAAUUUUAUUUUUUAUCCUUAAAUCUCCCGUCCCCGUUCUCGGGGAUUCAUUUUCAGUUCGUUAUUUCCUCUGUUGCAACGUUCAACGAUGGCAAUUCAACUGAACGUGUAACUCCAACGAAGACUACGGAUUAAAACAUGACAGGAUCUGAAAGUGAAGCUCCCACAGUCAUUCUUUGUAAUGGAAAGCUAGAUUUUGAAGGUGGAGCUCCACCAGGUCCUGUUGCUAAUGGAGUUAUAUAUUCUGCUCCGGUUGCAAAUGGAGUAAUAUAUUCUGAAAGUCCUGAAUUCUUUCCUACUAAGAAUACGCCUUCAAUAAGUUCAGAAGUUAUUGUUCACGAUCGCGACGAAAUCACUGCUAAGGACAAUAACAUUGCAAUGGAAGUUCAUUCACUCAAAAAUCUCAAGCAAGGUGGUUUGAGUAGAGGCUUUAUUGAAACCAAGGCACCUAUUGAAUCUGUAAAAGCGGCUGUCUCUAAAUUUGGAGGGAUUGUUGAUUGGAAAGCUCGUCGAGUCCAUUCUAUGGUGGAGAGAAUUAAUCCAGGAGAGGAUAAACUUGACGAAGUGCAGGAGGAGAUUCUUCAUUGUAGGAAGAAGUCAGAGGCAGCUGUGGAAUCAGAAUUCCAAGUGUUGAAUGAGCUUGAAAGCACUAAACGACGCAUAGAGGAAUUAAAGCUUGCACUAGAGAUUGCACAAACGGAAGAGCAGCAGGCAAAACAGGAUUCAGAACUUGCCAAGCUUAGACUUGAGGAGAUGGAGCAAGAAACUACCGAGGAGAAUGAUGAUGCCCUAGCCAAGGCACAGCUUGAGAUGGCCAUGGCCGGACAUGCUGCUGCAGUUUCGGAACUGAAAUCCAUUAAAGAAGAAAUGGAAGUACUGCGUGAUGAAUUCUCUUCGUUAGAGAGUGAGAGAGAUUCCGCUGUGAAAAAUGCUGAUGAUGCUCUUGCUGCAUCUAAGGAAGGUGAGCAGGCACUAAAGGAGCUGACUAUGGAGCUGGUAGCUUUAAAGAAAUCAUUGGAGUCUGCACGAGCUGCCCAUUUAGAAGCCGAAGAGCAAAGGAUGGGUGCAGCCUUGGCCAAAGAGCAAGAUUGUUUCAAAUGGAAGAAAGAGCUAGAUGAUGCAGAAGCCGAGUUUUGCAGACUAAAUUUGCAAAUUCUGUCGAUUGAAGAUCUCAAAUCGAAAGUGAACACUGCCUCAACCUUGCUAUCAGAUUUGAAAGCUGAAAUGAUGGCUUAUAUGGAAUCAGUUCUUAAGGAGGAGAUAGGUGAUGAACAGCUCUUGAAAGGUGAAUUUGCAGAAACUGAGAAUAGAACAGAUGCAACUGUACAGUCAGCGGUUGAUUCAACAAAGAGGGAAUUGGAAGAAGUGAAGCUCAACAUAGAGAAAGCAAUUGCAGAAGUAAAAUGCUUGAAGACGGCUGCUACUUCACUAAAAUCAGAGCUUGAAGGGGAGAAAUCUACUAUGGCCACCACUAAGCAGAGAGAAGGCAGGCCUUCGGAGAAAGCUGCAUCACUUGAAGCUGAAUUAGAUAAGACAAUGUCUGAAUUCGUUGAUGUCCAGGGAAUCGUAAAUAGCCUGGACCUGACUAAUCAAUUGAAGCAGGCAGCACAGGAGGCUGACGAGGCCAAGUCACUCGCUCAGAUGGCUCGUGAAGAGCUGCAGAAGGCAAAGAUAGAAGCAGAGAAAGCAAAGGCAGAAUCAAGCGCUAUGGAAAGUAGAUUACUUGCAGCAAAGAAGGAGGUUGAGGCUUCCAAUGCUUCAACAAUGUUGGCAUUGGAAGCAAUCAAAGCACUACAAAAGAGUAAUUCCUCUGAAAUCGCCGAAGAAGAUUCACCAACCACAGUAACUAUUUCACUAGAGGAAUACAAUGAACUCAGCGAACGUGCCCGUGAGGCUGAGGAGCAGGCAAGCAUCAGGGUGACGCAAGCAAUUUCUCAAAUUGAGGCUGUGAAGGAAUCCGAGGCAAAAAGUCAAGAAAUGCUGGAAGAAGUCAGUCGUGAACUAGUUGAUAGACAGCAAGCAUUGAAAGAUGCAACGGAAAAGGCCGGUCAGGCCGAGGAAGGAAAGUUGGCAGUAGAACAAGAGUUGAGGAUGUGUAAGGAAGAACAAGAGUUGAUGAUGCGGAAGGAAGAAGAAGAGCAACAAAGGAAUGACAAUAAACCUAACCAAGUAGUACCAAGUCCCACAAGCAGCAGCCCAAGAGGAAGUUUUGAGACAAAAGAAUCAACAACUGGUGAUCAAGCAGAUCCUCCUGCUCCAGAAGUGCCAAACGCAAAGGAACAGACGAAUAAAAGUCUUGGUAGAGCCGAAUCAUUGUCAAAAGAAUCAACAACUGGUGACCAAGUAGAUCCUCCUGCUCCGAACGCAAAGGAACCGACGAAACAAGGUCUUGGUAGAGCGGAAUCAUUGUCCGAAUCCAAGGACGGAAAGAAAAAGAAGAAGUCAUUCUUCCCAAAAAUGCUUACAUUGUUGAGCAAACAAAAGUCAAGUCGACAUAAAGCAACAUAACUUCUUGUUAGUCUCGUGCCAAGACUCUCUGUUUUUAAUACAUUAAUAUGAUCUUAAUCUCUUUAUCAAACCACUUACCCAAAUCUUCCCACAUUAAUGUAAAAAGUUUCCAUAUUCUAUAGUAUUGGUGGAUCGUGUUCUUGUCUA
Messenger RNA from Momordica charantia (bitter melon), 2773 nucleotides. RefSeq names its product protein WEAK CHLOROPLAST MOVEMENT UNDER BLUE LIGHT 1. Gene Ontology annotation, biological process: chloroplast avoidance movement; chloroplast accumulation movement. The record is from RefSeq and is a predicted model, not a curated record. Gene Ontology annotation, cellular component: cytosol. NCBI's taxonomy places the organism in Eukaryota, Viridiplantae, Streptophyta, Magnoliopsida, Cucurbitales, Cucurbitaceae.